CGGUGAUGCAUCUCUUCUCAUUCCGUUUUGAACCAGAGGAGAGAAAUUACCGAAUUUUUGCAAAUAUGGAGCUUACAAAAUGUCAAAUAUUAUUUGCACUAGUUGUGCUUGCCACGUGUGAGAAAUUUCCAUCGCAACAUCAUGAGAGGGAAAAUGAAAUAUUGAGAAGAAUCCCAUUCGGGAAUAAAACAGACAAUGAAAUCGUUCGCCGAAAGCCCUCCCACGCUUUAUCUGUAAUCCCGCAGAACCGAAUUUUUGAAGGGGCGAGUGGAAAAUUGGAGAUAACGGAUAACUGUGAAGGGGAAAAUUACCUUAUUUCCGCCUUUCCACGGAGAGAUGACUGCGUUCAGACGUCCCCGAGUAAAAUGCAGGUACGUGCAUGAGAUCAAUUAUGUUAAGCAUUCGUCUACAAAAUUUAUUUAAUACCUUCUAAAUAAUCUAGUAAUAAACAUUAUCCAAAAUCACAAGUAUAUGACUCUACCACAGUGGUUGUGAUAAGUUCUACUGUGCGGUGAUGGCUUGGUAAUAAAGUGUUCCCAACAUGGCAAUGAAUUUUAACUACGUGGUAAAAUAUUAUUACCAAAUUUAUUACAGAGAAAUCAUUACCUGCAUGACUUUACCGGAUUAUUAAAAAAGUGUACUGAUAAUUAAAUAUGUUUUGUGCAUGGUGUGUAAAAAGUGAUAGGAUUUGUGACGUUUUCAAAAUUUCCAUAAAAUCAUAGCAUGUCAGACUUAGAAAUUAUUUAUUAUGCAUAUUUAUGUAAUUCGCAUUGUAAAAACUUGAUGUAUAUACAGCAAGCUAAAAAUUGCUCCGUACCUUCUUUUGCAAUAAGAUAAAUCACGCGUUUUUCUUUUUUAUGGGACACAUUUCUGAUUGCCUAAUGCAUAUGUUUUUUAUAAAUAAUUUAACGUAGAUUACGAAAAUAAUAUCCCUUUUUAGUUGUUCCGUACCGAUAAUGAACCAUUAAUUACAAAGUGGAAGAAAAUUAAAAAUCCAUGCAAAACAUUAAA
This is a messenger RNA of Folsomia candida, 1011 nucleotides long. RefSeq lists its product as uncharacterized. Bases 6 to 383 code for a protein of 125 amino acids. The transcript is spliced from 4 exons. NCBI's taxonomy places the organism in Eukaryota, Metazoa, Arthropoda, Collembola, Entomobryomorpha, Isotomidae. The record is from RefSeq and is a predicted model, not a curated record.